Molecule: messenger RNA, 1086 nt
Organism: Pundamilia nyererei
Lineage: Eukaryota; Metazoa; Chordata; Actinopteri; Cichliformes; Cichlidae
Exons: 2
Biological process (GO): protein ubiquitination
Molecular function (GO): ubiquitin protein ligase activity
Source: RefSeq, a predicted model, not a curated record
AGUGUUGGGCCAGUGGGUGAUUUGACUAAACCCGUUUCCGCCUUUCAUUCAAAUACGAAAGCGAGAAGUUGAGCUGGACAGAAGUCAAAACCAACUUUGGCAGUUACAGUUGAACCCGAAGGGUCGUUUUAUCCGAGGCACCGACUCAUAAUGGUGAAGCGUGGGGCAAGAAAAGGCUGCAAAUAGCGAUGAUUAUGAGCGAGUGUGGAAAGGGUGUGAUGAUCUGAAGAUUAGGGAGCAGCAGCAUCCCUCUGUCCAGUCUGUUAAUCCAUAACUGAUGCGUCUCGUCCCUGGUUACUGCUGAAGGCUCAAGCUUCAUCUCGUUGCAGCUUUGUUGUUCCUGUGUUGUCAGUUUGUCAGCGCGUCAGCACAUGAGACAUGAAUCCCUACGGAAAUGAAUAUCUUGACUCUCAUUUGAGUGGUGCCGCAGCAUCUCGCUCUCAAAGUUCACCCCACGAAUUGGCUUUAGCUCCAUCGUGCGAUCAGUCUUCUCCAGUCAUCCACCCAGAUAAUAGUUCUGCUACAGUUUCAGGCCACAACAUUCCUCCACACGAGGCCUCAUCAGACCAAGAAGGUCCCCAAACCCUGGUCCGAUCGCCAAGUUCUACAUUCUCGCUUCCAGCUUCAAAUCCAGACUUCAGUGUUGGAGCCAGGUCUCAGUCUGAUCUAGCUUCAGUCUCUACCCCAGAACCUGGUUUCACAGCAAAUCCCUACUCUGCGUUUGGCACCCCGUCUUCAUAUCAGAUCUCUGUGAUCAUCCCCUCCACAGACCUCCAUCCCAUUCCCCUCCCAACUCAGUGCUCUGAGGAAAACUGUCCAGACUUGGAGUGUGCCAUCUGCUUCAGUCAAUUCAACAAUGUCUUCCGCUGCCCCAAGAUGCUGCAGUGCAAGCAUACGUUCUGUCUGGAGUGCCUGGCUCGCAUGAACGUCAAGUCGGUCGAGCCCAACGCCAUUCAGUGUCCGCUGUGCCGCAGCUUUACACCCUUGCCUUCCCUCGGCCUGCCAAAACUGGCCACAGACUCAGAUGUUUUGUCUUACCUUCCAGCUGCUAUGCAGAGAGUCUACAGCAUCCGUUUCCUCCGCAGC